This is a messenger RNA of Nematolebias whitei (Rio pearlfish), 1494 nucleotides long. It is a transcript of the gene scamp2l, whose product is annotated as secretory carrier membrane protein 2, like. The transcript has 9 exons. Gene Ontology annotation, biological process: protein transport. NCBI's taxonomy places the organism in Eukaryota, Metazoa, Chordata, Actinopteri, Cyprinodontiformes, Rivulidae. Bases 201 to 1202 code for a protein of 333 amino acids. Gene Ontology annotation, cellular component: trans-Golgi network membrane; recycling endosome membrane. The record is from RefSeq and is a predicted model, not a curated record.
AAUUCACGUUAUUUGUCCAACUAAAAGUGGGCUAACCGAGUGGAAACGACUCGGGGCAACCUCUGGUGACGCUCCUUACUCCUGACACGGCGCAUGCGCAGAGGCCGAGUGUCGCGCAGCAGCAGCAUCGGAAGGAUCCGCCGUCUGGCAGAGACGGGAGCUCUCGUGUUUAUUUCACGUAAAGAAAACUUUCUCCCACCAUGUCGGGAUUCGACAGCAACCCGUUCGCAGACCCAGUGGACGUGAACCCGUUCCAGGAUGCCUCGGUCACACAAGCCACCAGCAGGGUCGCUGAAAGCCUUGCAGGGUACAACCCAUUCUCUGGAGACUAUUCUGGAACGACCAUCCCAGUCUCUGCCACCUCCUCCCAACCCGCCGUACUCCAGACCUCUGUGGAGCAAACUCCAAAAGCGGCUGCAGCAGCAGCUCAGGCCGACCUGGUCAAACAGCAGGAGGAGCUGGAGAGGAAAGCAGCGGAGCUGGAUCGACGGGAGCAGGAGUUUCAGAACCGGACUGCAAGCGGUAACGCUGCCCCCGGAACUAAAGAGAACAACUGGCCACCUCUUCCAAAGUUUUCUCCCAUCAAGCCCUGCUUCUAUCAGAACUUUGAGGAAAUCCCUGAGGACUACCGCAGAACCUGCAAAAGAAUGUACUACCUAUGGAUGUUCCACAGCUCCACUCUGUUCCUCAACGUGCUGGCAUGUCUGGCUUACUUCACGACAGACCAGAAUAGAGGCGUCGACUUUGGCCUGUCCAUCCUCUGGUUCAUCCUCUUCACCCCCGUGGCCUUCGUGUGCUGGUACCGACCGGUGUACAAAGCCUUCAGGUCCGACAGCUCCUUCAGCUUCUUCUUCUUCUUCUUUGUCUUUUUUAUGCAAGUGGCCGUGUACAUUAUCCAGUCUGUGGGGAUUCCCUCAUGGGGAAACAGUGGCUGGAUCUUAUCGAUCUCUGUGCUUGGUACCAACUUGGCAGUUGCUGUGAUUAUGAUGGUAGUGGCCGGGUUUUUCACCAUGAACGCUGUCCUGGCUGUCAUCCUGCUAAAAAUAGUCCAUGCUAAGUACAGGAGGACAGGAGCGAGCUUCACCAAGGCCCAGGAGGAGUUUUCCAAAGGAGUCCUGACCAAUCGAAACUUUCAGAACGCUGCAGCGUCUGCUGCUACCUCUGCUGCCCAGGGAGCCUUUGGCCAGAACCAUCAAAAUUAGACUGCUCCCACUUGUGCCUCAGUCUAUUAUUCUGUCAGACCUGCAGACCAAGACAUAUUUUCAAUAAUUAUUAUUAAGUAAACUUAAGGGACACAAGUUUGAUUAUUUUGUUAAAAUUAGUCAAACCAGCAAUAUCUUGUUAUAAAAACAGGCCUAAGAAGGCAUCCAUUCUCCUCUUAUAGGACUAAAUUUUGCAUUGUGGCAACAAGUAAAAAUAAGAAGGCAUGUUAAAGCAUGUAACGCUUUGAACAUGACUGUUAUUUUUAAUAUUAUAAUUGAACUUUUAAACACU